AUGUCCGACUACGGUGACCACGGUGACGAUGAUCGCGAGCCUAUCGAUGAGCCCGCCUUCGAUGAGGACCCGGAUGAGUACUACGAGCCCGAACCCGAGCCCGCGGACGACGACCUAGCGGGCAGACCCGGCGACGAAGUCGAUGAGGCGGAGAACGAUAAUAACAUUGUCACGUCGGGUGACCCUAAUGCGGCCGCCAACGCUGGCAAGGGCAAUGAGAAGUCCCACAAGGACAAGAAGAUCCCCAACGACCAGCGUCAGACGACACCCUACAUGACCAAGUACGAGAAGGCUCGUAUCCUCGGCACACGCGCUCUUCAAAUCAGCAUGAACGCGCCAGUGCUGGUUGACCUUGAGGGCGAGACGGAUCCUCUUCAGAUCGCCAUCAAGGAGCUGCGCGAGAAGAAGAUUCCUCUUAUCGUCCGUCGUUACAUGCCUGAUGGAUUCUACGAGGACUGGACCUGCGAGGAGCUCCUGCAGUAA
Molecule: messenger RNA, 483 nt
Organism: Sordaria macrospora k-hell
Lineage: Eukaryota; Fungi; Ascomycota; Sordariomycetes; Sordariales; Sordariaceae
Biological process (GO): transcription by RNA polymerase II; tRNA transcription by RNA polymerase III; transcription by RNA polymerase I
Cellular component (GO): RNA polymerase III complex; RNA polymerase I complex; RNA polymerase II, core complex
Molecular function (GO): DNA binding
Source: RefSeq, a predicted model, not a curated record